Pelobates cultripes (western spadefoot toad) is the source of this 1267-nucleotide messenger RNA. Lineage: Eukaryota; Metazoa; Chordata; Amphibia; Anura; Pelobatidae. The record is from the annotation of a GenBank genome assembly.
CUCACCCAAAAAGCCUCCACAGACUGGGGAAAUACCUACGGUGGACACAGUAAGCAAUGGGGAAACACUCCUGAAAACCCAGAGGGACAGCCACGGGACAUACCCAAUAUAUCGGGCAACUCCUGUCCCAGGCAUGCAGGCCCAAAAUGGCGGAUGCCUACCAAGACAUGGGGAUGGAGUCACUCUCAGCCUCAGAAGACGAAUACCUAGGCGACAUGCCGACCCAGAUAUCCCAACGGAGGCAACAGACUGUACCCCCGAGGCAACCAGAACAACAACUAGCCACUAAGGUCGACCUGUCAGGAAUGGUGACAGACCUCAAGGCCUUUUUCACGGCGGAACUAGCAGGCCUCAAAUCAGAGUUGAAUGCACUUACAGGCCGCAUACAAGCCACAGAAGACGGGGUCCAAGAUCUGAAGAACCAGCAAGAUGCUACGGCCGCCCAAACGCUGGAACUAGCAGCCACGUGCACACAGCUAAAUGCUCGAAUGGGGCAGCUGGAAGACGCAGCAAGGCAGAGAAACCUCAAGGUGAGGGGGAUCCCAGACACCAUAACGGCAGAGGAACUGCCUUACCUUAUUAAGAGACUGCUCCAAGCCACCUUUCCGCCCAAACAGGCCAGAAGCAUGACCCUAGAUGGCCUACUUUGCAUACCGGGACGCCCAGGCAAUGCACCUGAAUCCGCAAGAGAUGUCAUACUAAAUUUUAAAUCCCGCUUGGAUAAGGAUGGCUUUCUUAGAGCCGUCAGGGACCAGACCCCAUUUGCAUUUGAGGACCUUUCCUUGAACUUUUAUCAAGAUCUCAGUCGCCAGACGCUACAAUGGCGUGCAUCCCUGAAAGAAACCACGGCACAACUAAGAACAGCGGACAUACCAUACAAGUGGGGCUACCCACGACUACUCAUAGCCACACAAGAUGGGCACAACCACCGACUGACAUCGCCGGAGGAAGCUCCACAGUUUUGCGCCCCACCCUCCCCAGACUCCGGGGUCAAGCAGUCAUAAGGCCAUGUCACAUACCACUAUUACCUUUAACCGCUAUAGCACACAAAUGUUCCUAGAACAUACUACCAACCCUAACCCUAUGCCAAGGAGGACAGGAACGAUUGUUAACACAACUGUGUAGACUCACCAGCCAGCACUAGGAGGCAUAGGCACAGUUUCACUACCUAAUAUAUUUUAACCUGAUAUAUAUUCGUAUCUAGUUCUUGUCUUAAUUAACAAAAGGUGCAAGCUAAAGCUGUCAUAACUUCUGUUUAAUACUGCUG